Molecule: messenger RNA, 2579 nt
Organism: Anneissia japonica
Lineage: Eukaryota; Metazoa; Echinodermata; Crinoidea; Comatulida; Comatulidae
Product: transitional endoplasmic reticulum ATPase
Exons: 16
Coding region: 141-2564 (807 amino acids)
Biological process (GO): mitotic spindle disassembly; retrograde protein transport, ER to cytosol; autophagosome maturation
Cellular component (GO): nucleus; VCP-NPL4-UFD1 AAA ATPase complex; cytosol
Molecular function (GO): ATP binding; polyubiquitin modification-dependent protein binding; ATP hydrolysis activity
Source: RefSeq, a predicted model, not a curated record
AACUAACGAACAACCAACAACAUCACCACAGGCGAUUCUAUCUCUGAGUGCACGCAACGCAAACGUAGAUCAUUGAAAUACGAUUAUUGACAAAGAAUAGGCUAGAAACAUUUUUUAUAUAGAAAAGGCUUUUCAUAAAGAUGGCAUCAAAGAAAGAAAAUGAUGUUGCUACUGCAAUUCUGAAGACCAAGUCUCGUCCAAACAGGUUAUUAGUGGAAGAAGCAGCCAAUGAUGACAACUCCGUCGUCUGCCUUUCACAGGCCAAGAUGGAUGAGCUGCAGUUAUUUCGAGGUGAUACAGUCCUGCUGAAGGGCAAAAAGAGGAGAGAUACAGUAUGCAUCGUUCUCUCGGAUGAUACUGUCUCUGAUGAAAAGAUCAGGAUCAAUCGUGUCAUCAGGAACAAUCUCAGAGUUCGUCUCGGUGACAUAGUCAGUGUACAAGGUUGUCCCGAUGUAAAGUAUGGUAAAAGAAUUCAUGUUCUCCCUAUUGAUGACACAGUUGAGGGAAUCACAGGGAACUUGUUUGAGGUGUACUUAAAGCCGUACUUCUUAGAAGCCUACCGACCAGUGCGAAAGGGCGACAUAUUUAUGAUUCGUGGAGGUAUGAGAGCUGUUGAGUUUAAGGUGGUUGAGACAGACCCAAGUCCAUACUGCAUCGUAGCCCCGGAUACUGUUAUUCAUUCGGAUGGAGAAUUCAUUAAGAGAGAGGAGGAAGAAGAGUCGUUGAAUAUGAUUGGAUACGAUGAUAUUGGUGGAGUCCGCAAGCAGCUAGCUCAAAUCAAAGAGAUGGUAGAGCUGCCAUUGCGCCAUCCUCAACUAUUCAAAGCCAUUGGAGUGAAGCCCCCAAGAGGAAUUCUUUUGUAUGGACCGCCUGGUGUUGGCAAGACCUUGAUUGCUAGAGCUGUGGCUAAUGAAACAGGAGCAUUCUUUUUCUUGAUUAAUGGCCCUGAGAUUAUGAGUAAACUUGCUGGAGAUUCAGAGUCUAACCUAAGGAAAGCCUUUGAGGAAGCAGAAAAGAACGCACCGGCAAUUAUCUUCAUAGACGAGUUGGACUCCAUUGCUCCAAAAAGGGAAAAGACACAUGGUGAGGUUGAAAGACGAAUUGUAUCACAGUUGCUGACUUUGAUGGAUGGAUUAAAACAAAGAGCUCAUGUCAUCGUCAUGGCUGCAACAAAUAGACCAAACAGUAUUGAUCCUGCCCUUCGUCGUUUUGGUCGAUUUGAUCGUGAAGUGGACAUUGGAAUCCCAGAUGCUACUGGUCGACUUGAGAUUCUCCGUAUUCAUACCAAGAACAUGAAACUGCAUGAUGACGUUGAUUUGGAACAGGUGGGAAAUGAAACCCAUGGACAUGUCGGAGCUGAUCUUGCAGCUUUGUGCUCAGAGGCUGCCUUGCAGCAGAUCCGUAACAAGAUGGAUCUCAUCGACCUCGAAGAUGAACAAAUCGAUGCUCAAGUCAUGGACUCUCUGGCUGUGACUAUGGAUGAUUUCAGGUUCGCCCUUAGCAAGAGCAGCCCAAGUGCCCUACGUGAAACAGUUGUGGAGGUUCCAACUGUCACCUGGCAAGAUAUCGGUGGUCUGGAUAACGUGAAACGAGAGUUGCAAGAGCUGGUACAAUACCCUGUUGAACAUCCAGACAAGUUCCUCAAAUUCGGAAUGACGCCAAGCAAAGGUGUGCUCUUCUACGGUCCACCCGGUUGCGGUAAAACGCUUCUCGCCAAGGCCAUUGCCAACGAGUGUCAAGCUAACUUCAUUUCAAUCAAGGGGCCUGAGCUUUUGACCAUGUGGUUCGGAGAGUCAGAAGCUAAUGUUAGAGAUGUUUUCGAUAAGGCAAGACAAGCAGCUCCUUGUGUUCUAUUCUUCGAUGAGUUAGACUCAAUUGCUAAGUCUCGUGGUGGCAACCUUGGUGAUGCUGGCGGUGCAUCAGAUCGUGUCAUCAACCAGGUCCUGACAGAAAUGGACGGAAUGGGAAGCAAGAAGAACGUAUUCAUUAUUGGUGCUACUAACAGACCCGACAUCAUCGAUUCAGCCAUCCUUAGGCCCGGUCGUCUAGAUCAACUGAUCUAUAUUCCUUUACCCGAUGAUGCAUCUCGUCUCUCCAUCCUCACGGCUAACCUUCGCAAAUCCCCUGUUGCAAAGGAUGUCAAUCUAGAAUACAUUGCGAAAAUGACGCAUGGAUUCAGUGGUGCUGACUUGACUGAGAUCUGUCAGCGUGCGUGUAAGUUGGCGAUCCGCCAAUGCAUUGAUGCCGAGAUCUCGCGUCAGAGGCAACGAAUGGAAAAUCCUGAUCUUGAUAUGGAAAUGGAAGAUGACGAUGAUGACCCAGUACCAGAGAUCACCCGUGCUCAUUUCGAGGAAGCCAUGAAGUUUGCGCGACGAUCUGUCACGGAUAACGACAUUCGCAAAUAUGAGAUGUUUGCACAAACUUUACAACAGAGCCGAGGAUUUGGUGGUAGCUUCAGGUUCCCAGAUCAAGGAAACCAAUCACAGGGCCCAGGAGCCGGAGCUGGUUCGAACAACCAGGAUGCGUUCCCAGAGGCAGACAAUGAUGAUGAUCUUUACAACUGAAUAAAAAAAAAAAAA